AUGAUCACGUCACUUGUCCGUCGUGGGCCCUGCGUCCUACUCCCUUUUAACAAGAAGAGCUUACUGCUCACCAUCAUACUGCUGCCGUCGGUGUUGAUGUGGCUGUACCACCUCGUCCCAGCCAUCCGCAGCGGACUCUUCCAGCCCAUCACCAGCGCCUUGUCCCCCCCGUCGGAUCCCACCAUAGCCGCGGAGCAUCGAGUCCCACCGAUCGACCUGGCAGCCUACCCCUACAGCCAGCAGAGCAACCUCAGCGUCAACUUGGUGAUCGCGACCAUCGCAUCGGAAGACAUAUCGUGGACCUCACGGCUGCAGAUCCCGAACCUGAACAUCGUCCGCUACGUCUCGGACGAGCCCACGGCGCAGUACCACCCGCCGGUGCCCAAGGGCCGCGAGGCGCUCAUGUACCACACGUACCUGCACGACUUCUACGACGCGCUGCCGGACGUGUCCAUCUUCGUGCACGCCGACGAGCAGCCGUGGCACACGGACGCGGAGCUGUGGGACUCGAUGCUCUUCACCCUGUCCAACCUGGACCUGGCGGCCGUGGCGGAGCGCGGCUACGCCAACCUGCGCGUCAACUGGUACCAGGCGUGCCCGGACUGGAUCAACACGACCAAGUCGGUCGAGGAGUCGGUGAAGCAGGAGGAGCCGUGGAUGGCGGCGGCGUUCCGGGCCAACUUCGGCGACGAGGCUGAGGUGCCCGAGAUCCUGGCGGGGCCCUGCUGCAGCCAGUUCGCGGUGACGCGCGAGGCGAUCCGGUCGCGGCCCCGGGAGGCGUACGCGCAGACGCAGCGCUGGCUCGUCGAGACGGACUGGAGCGACUACAUCGUGGGCCGCAUCUGGGAGCGGCUGUGGAGCUACCUGUUCCUCGAGGGCCGGCCGACCGACUGCCCCGUCGAGUGGAAGGCCUUCUGCCGCAUGUACGGGGUCUGCUUCCCGGGGCCCGGGGCCGCCGGGCUCGACGACUUUCGGGCGCUGUGGGCGGAGCGCAAGGGCCUGGUCGGCCGCAGGGGCUUCUGGCGCGAGCUGUGGGAUCCGCAGCGCGCCGGCCACGAGAGGGCGCGCAUCGGGGUGCUGGACCGCGAGCUCGACGCCAGGCUCAGGGAUGCCAUGGAGAGGGGCCGGUCGGAGAAGGCGGCGGGCGGCGCAUUGCAAGGAGGGAAGCAGCAGCAGCAGACGCUGGGUGAUUUGUUUGUCGACGAUACCCCGUGA
Messenger RNA from Truncatella angustata, 1215 nucleotides. RefSeq lists its product as uncharacterized. The record is from RefSeq and is a predicted model, not a curated record. The transcript has a single exon. NCBI's taxonomy places the organism in Eukaryota, Fungi, Ascomycota, Sordariomycetes, Amphisphaeriales, Sporocadaceae. Bases 1 to 1215 code for a protein of 404 amino acids.